Molecule: messenger RNA, 2360 nt
Organism: Acanthopagrus latus (yellowfin seabream)
Lineage: Eukaryota; Metazoa; Chordata; Actinopteri; Spariformes; Sparidae
Gene: ssx2ipa
Product: synovial sarcoma, X breakpoint 2 interacting protein a
Exons: 14
Coding region: 457-2253 (598 amino acids)
Source: RefSeq, a predicted model, not a curated record
AACAACGCUGCCUCCAAUAACAAUGACGUUUGGUCCGAAGCUGACGGAGGCACACACUUAAAAAAACACACACAAUCAGCUGCAGCGGGAGCAGCCUGAACCGGCCUCAUUACUGCCGGGACAUCUCUGCUGCUUGACUGCGUCCACACCAGGAGUAGGUGAGGGCUUCUGCUUGUUCCUGCCGACGAGCAGACGACCAGGCUAGACACGGCAGCUGCUGGUGUUUUCAGUGAGGGAGCUUCUUUUUUUUUUGUUUGUUUGUUUGUUUGUUUGUUUGUUGUUAGUUUUGACCAGCGUUACCUUUUCCUGUCUUCUGUCGGAGUGAGUUGACCCGUUUCACAUCUAAGCCUGGCUCAUCUCCGGCGGGAGCCUCCGAUCCACCGCCUGACCGCUAAUCCGCCUCCUGGGUUGAUAAACUCAUGACCCUGCACCCUCGUUUCCUGAUGUGUCGGUGAUAUGGGAGAGUGGUGGACAACUGUGCCAGUAGGGACAUCUAUGGGAAACUAUGAGGCAUCCCGCAUAUCACAUGCUACAAUGUCUCCCUCAAGACAGAACAACUAUGUGUCAAUGAACAGCUUGCCCCUGUCCAAAAGCUCCUACAGUGUCAUAAGUGCCUUUUGCACAGAGGAUAAUAUUUCUCCAUGCAUUUCAUACAUCAAUCAGGAGCUCGACUCACUCGGCCUCUCCUCCAUAUGUAUUGAGGCCAGCUCACCCGGGGGAGCCGGCCUGAGCGCGGUGCCGGCACUGAAUGCCAUGUACGAGCUGCUCCAGAUUCACCGGCGCAACAUGUGCACUUUGGAGGAGCUGGAGAAGGAACAGCUGAAGAAAACCAGCUCCUUGGAGCACAUGCAGAUGAGCAAUUCUAGACUCAAGGAUCAGUUGGAACUGUCCAUAAGGGAAAAAUCUGGUCUCCAUGAGACAGAGAGGCAGCUACAACUCAAAAUCAAGACUUUGCAGAGCUGCUUGAAAACAGAAAAAGAUGAGGUCCAGAAGCUCCAGAAUAUCAUUGCCAGCCGUGCCUCUCAGUACAGUCAUGAUGCCAAAAGGAAAGAGAGAGAAGCUGCAAAGCUUAAGGAACGCCUCAGUCAGCUAUUGGUCGACAGAAAGGAUAAGAAACUAGCUAUUGAUGUACUGAAUUGCUUGGGGCGGUCAGAUGGUAGAAGGAGCCACUGGAAGACGGCAAAAGCAACAGCCAGCCAUGAGGGUGAGAUGUACAAGUCCUUGCUCAGUGACUACGAGGCGAGUCAGAGGUCCUUGAUGCUGGAGAAUGCUGAGCUUAAGAAAGUCCUCCAGCAGAUGAAGAAGGAGAUGAUACACAUCCUUAGUCCACGGCAGUCCUCGAGCAGAAGAGCCACAGCUGAUGACAGUCAGGAGCAGGCUGAUUCAGAUGGGGAGGAGAAGGCUGCUGACUCUAGCAGGGAAACUCUGGACCAGUCAUGUGAACAUGCAAGGGAGCAGCUCACCAACAGCAUCCGCCAGCAGUGGAGGAAACUGAGGAACCAUAUGGAGAAGCUAGACAGCCAAGCUUCGCUAGUUCAAAAUCAGCUGGAGUCUAAUAAGGAGGUGAUACCAAGGGAGACCCACGAUGAAGAGAUGGAGCGGAUGAGGCGUGAAGUGCAGCAGUGCAAAGAGUUCAUUCACGCACAGCAACAGCUCCUCCAGCAACAACUCAACACAUCGUUUGAUGAUGAGACGGCAGCUCUUCUUAACGACUGCUACACACUGGAGGAGAAGGAGCGUCUCAAAGAGGAGUGGAGGCUCUUUGAGGAACAGAAGAGAAACUUUGAGAGGGAGAGAAAGAACUUCACAGAGGCUGCUAUUCGCCUGGGGCGAGAGAAAAAGGCCUUUCAAGAGGACCGCGCUACUUGGCUCAAGAAUCAGUUUUUGAACAUGACUCCCUUUACUGACCGUCGGAGAUGCUCCUCGUCUGACGGUCACAGUGCCCUGUCAAUUAGAAGUGAGCCAGAGAUGAGGAUAUCUUCCAUGAACGCUCAGCCGACCAAAUCGUCAACUUACGCCACAUUCUCCACUCCUAAACCUACACAAAGUGCUACUGUGCCAUCCACAACCGAACUUUACCGGACACUCCGCCUGAUACCAGACAGCAGUUCUUCCAGACAUUCAAAUCGAGGAUGCUGGCAAGAGUCGAGCACCACUGAAGAUGGAGAUGCUCGGUUCAAGUCAAAAAGUAGAGUUCGAUGUGGAGACUUGAGCAUCUUCUCCUUGGGUGAAGAUGAGAACAGCCUCACUUGAACAACUUCCAGUGCCUUUUCUUUUUCUUUCUUUUUUGUGUGUGAUUGGGCAGUGGACUUAAAAUAUGAAAUAAUUAAUAAAUACCAUCACUACAGAGGAACACUAAA